AUGACCAAAGAAAAGACCAUCGGCGGCAGUGUUGACGUCGGCGACGACCACGUCGCCGCCCUCAUCCGCGCCAUGGCCCCGGUAGACUUCUCCUCCCCGUUCGACAAGUCAGGCGUCGCCGGCAAAGUGAUCCUCAUCACCGGCGGGGCAUCCGGUCUAGGCGCCGCAUUCGCGCGCGAGUGGGCCUCGCACGGCGCCUUCAUCUUCGUCGCCGACCUGGACGACAAGCGCGGCGAGGAGCUGGUUGCCGAGCUGCGCCGCACGACGGGCAGCCCGCAUCAUCACUACCAACACUGCGACGUGACCGACUGGGACAGCCAGGUCGAUCUCUUCAAGGCUGCGGUGCGCGCCAGCCCGACCGGGGGCAUCGACGCCGUCGUCCCCAACGCGGGCAUCGGGCACGACUCGGGCAAGCCGGGCGAGCCGGGAAACUUUGGUGACCCGUUGGACCUGGACGGGGAGGCGCCGCCGCCGCCCAAGACAAAAGUGCUGGACGUCAACCUCACGGGUGUCUUGUACACGGUCCAGCUGGCCAUAUUUUGGCUGCUCAAGAACCCAGCCCCUCAAAAGGAUGAGGAUGAGCAAGCGGGAGCUCACGCGACAGGAAAUGGUGAGACGGCAGAGGACAAACAAAAACGCAUCACAAAGUGGCACAAGCAGCGAGACCGCCACAUCCUCCUCAUGGGCUCCAUCGGCGGCAUUAUGCCGCUGACGGGCUCGCCGCAGUACACGGCGUCCAAGCACGCCGUGACGGCGCUCUUCCGCUGCCUGCGCGUGACGUGCUUCUGGCGCGGCAUCCGCGUCAACAUGCUCAUGCCAUGCUUUGUCGAUACGCCCAUGGUCCCCAACGGGGUCAUGUUUUUGCUUGCUGGUGGCGGCAAGGCGACGGUUGAGGAUGUGGUGGAUGCCGCAACGCGGUUCAUGGCAGUCAAGGACGUCUGUGGCAGGGCUGCGGUUGUGGGGCCGCGGAUGAAGGUCGAGGACCUCGGGGUGGAGGAGGGGCAGAGCGCGAGGAUCGUAGAGAUUGAGCCGGGAAAGACGAACACGGGGAGGGGUGGGGUUUGGCCCGGUAGCCAGGCGGCUUGGGAGUGCUACGCCCACGACUAUGAGAACUGCGAGACAUUUGUGUACCGGUACACGCGGGUCCUGGCAGGCUAUACUGUCCUCAGGGGGUGGGUAGGGUGGUGGAGGGAUGUUUUUGCCUUGAUGUUUAGAAAGGCAUCAGCCUGA
Messenger RNA from Pyricularia grisea, 1230 nucleotides. RefSeq lists its product as uncharacterized. Bases 1 to 1230 code for a protein of 409 amino acids. Gene Ontology annotation, molecular function: oxidoreductase activity. The transcript has a single exon. The record is from RefSeq and is a predicted model, not a curated record. Lineage: Eukaryota; Fungi; Ascomycota; Sordariomycetes; Magnaporthales; Pyriculariaceae.